AUGGGACGCGGUUUAUUGGAACUACACUUGCACGCCUCCCCCAUUGCUGGUGUUGAGUUGGUAACAGAGUUGUUAACGAGUAACACACUGGUUAAGCUCACAAUAUCUGGUUAUUAUGAUCUCCAGGUCGGGCGUGUGUUUCUCCCGGCGCUCAAAUCACUUUCUCUAUUGUCAGUUUAUAUGAUUGAUCAUCCCAACUAUAGUCGGCUCGUCGACGGCUGCCCUGUGCUGGAAGAUUUAUUCAUACGUGAUGAUGGAGAACCAGGUUGCGGUGCGUUCAUAGAAAGUGCAUCCAUCAAGCGACUUGUGGUUUUCACCAGAUGCCGUCCCGUCGAUAGAGACAUGGCUCACGAUCUGAUUUGUUUUGAAGCACCAAGCCUUGUCUACCUUGACUAUUCUAGUUAUGUCUCCGAGAGUUAUGAGUUUAUUGAUUUGGAUUUGCUUGUCGAUGUCAGGCUGAGUCUCAAGUUAUGGGAGUCAACUAACGAUAUUGAUUAUUCUGAUGAUGAUGAUGAUGAUGAUGAUGAUGAUGACGCUGAGGAUGAUGAUGAUGAUGAUAAUUUAAAAUCUUUUUAUGGUAAACAAAAGCCGCUUAUAUUUGGUGAUGUUACAAAGCUAGUUGAGGGUAUAAGCAACAUUACGACCCUUCACUUGUCUCCCAAUUCCCUCGAGGGCAGAUUUUUUUCCGCUACUUGUUCUUCUUCUUCUUGUUGUAAUUGA
Messenger RNA from Thlaspi arvense, 720 nucleotides. Lineage: Eukaryota; Viridiplantae; Streptophyta; Magnoliopsida; Brassicales; Brassicaceae. The record is from the annotation of a GenBank genome assembly.